This is a messenger RNA of Sclerotinia trifoliorum, 2939 nucleotides long. Lineage: Eukaryota; Fungi; Ascomycota; Leotiomycetes; Helotiales; Sclerotiniaceae. The record is from the annotation of a GenBank genome assembly.
GCCUUUUACCUUGCGCCUUCCAUGCGGGAAAAGACUCCUCAAGGGCCGGCUGUCUUGUGAAUAAUUGGAAAUGUCGCUUGUAUUGAAUUAAAUCCAAAACGUAGUAAAUGAUCAAAGUACAAGAAGUCUAAAAUCCCCCUCUCCCUUCCAACCUCCCAUAUCUAAAAACAACUCUUCAACUUUUUCAACUUGAUUUCUUCUUCCCUUUCACACCCAAAUAAAAUAUACAAAGAUCUAUUCAAUCGAUCUUUUAUUCCAUCAAUACUUUUUGACUUUCUAUCAUACACGGCCCCAAAAUAAUACCAUUAGAUACCGACUAAUCUCAAUUAUUUGUUCCUCUAUCUUCUAUAUCCAUCUCAACUCGCUUCUUAUCGACAACAACAUUUUUCGGCUUUUCUCAUCCACGUCUCAAAAUUGAAGCUAUUCAGAAAAGUUUCGCAAUUCUCGGUACUACUACGAACGUUUCGCCAACAACAAAACACGGGUUACAAAUCACAAAACCUCAAAUCACGCAGAAAGGAUCAGAAUUUGAAACACAAAUUUUCUUUCAAAAUAUCAAAUAUCAAAUAUCAAAAGUAGAUGGUGUUGAUAGACAUUUAUUAAUAAUUCGAAUUGGAAAUAAAUUUGAGUUCUUUUGGUCAGAAAUGUCAAAUUCUCAUGAUGUUCGCCGGGGUUCGCCACAGAUGGGUUCCAACAACAGUAAUUCCGAUUUAUCAUCCCCACCACGAUCAAGUCCUGAGAUGGAUGACAUGCAAAUGCGUAAUGAUUUAAAUAGCAUUACAGUCAAUCAUUCCACCACAGGUGCUUCAACAUCCGAAAAGCCUGCCCGCAAGAAACCAGUUAGAAAGCCCAGACCAAAAGCCGGAGAUGCUAGCUCAGCUACAAAUACCGACGCACCAAAACCUAAAAGAGUUCGCAAACCCAGAGAUCCCAACGCUCCUCCUGCUGCCAGAUCACGAAAGAAGGUUACGCCUUCCGAAAUUACCAAUGGGGGAGAAUCAUCACGACAGACAAAAAUUACUGAUGCUCCUGGAAUGCGUUUGAGUGAUAUUAGCUUUAGUGGUCCUGCAACCCCACCAGUACAAAACGCCACGAUUGCCAAAUCAGGAGAAAGUGAGGCUAUUCCCAAGUCCUUCUUUAACUCCGCCCCACCGCAACCCCAACCUCAGGUUGCUCCACCACCGCAACCACAGCAGCAUCUGGCUCAACCCCAGUCACAAAUGUCAACACAACAAACACAGACUACCACUCGAACGAGCGGUCAAAACUAUGACCCUGUUAGAUCUAAUUAUGAUCCUGUUCGAGAAACACUCGUCAGCCAACACUCAUACAAUAAUUCCCAGGGAUCACCAAUUCCGCCUCAAGUUACCAAUCGCGCCAGUGCCUCACCUUCCAUCGCCAGUCUUGUCGACCCUCCCAAUCAGCCAUUGACCUCACCAUCAGCUCAUUCAUUCCUAAUGCAUCAGCAACGUCAACAAGACGGACAUACUUCCUUACCUGCCUCCCCAAUAGUUAAUCGAUUGGGUUUAUCAACGACUUCUGAUUCCGCUAGUCCUCGGACCUUUGCACCAACUCCCACACUAACGUCACAACCAAUGCCCGCUCCAACACCACCUCCCGCUCCAACCGUGUUGUCGCAAAAGGAACCCCAGAUUCCCAAUGGUAGCUCGAGUAAGAAGAAUAUAACCAACGGAACCUCAGGAACAUCAACUCCAAAGCCAUCGACCAAGGGUAAAGAGAAAGAGAAAGACAGUGUUCUUCUUACCCCACCUCCACUCCCUGGUUCUGGCCUGAUGCAGCUCGGAGGUAGUGAUGGUACAGAAACCCGUGCUCCCACAAUCGUUCUCGACAUCCCUUUGAAUGAUGGUGAAGUAAAUGUCUAUGUCAACUUUGCUCGUAUGGCCGAGGAAACAUAUGGUUGGGAUGCCUUACACCCUCGAUUGGCAGCUCAGCGUGAUCGGCUUGCAAGAGUUGCCGCUGCCGGUGCAGCCCUGGAGAGAAAUGGCUCAAGCAAGGAGAGUGGAGAUGAGAUGUCACUGGAUUCUGAAGGAGAGGCUAGUAAUAUUGAGAUGGGUGGAAUGAGUGAUGGACGUAUUGGGACUGAUGGGGGUACGAGAAAGGCCAAGCCAAAGAGAAAGACCAAGGAGGAUGAGUACGACAAAGACGAUGGUUUUGUUGAUGAUUCUGAAAUGUUAUGGGAGGAACAAGCCGCCGCUGCAAAUGAUGGCUUCUUUGUGUAUUCAGGACCUCUUGUUCGAGAAGGCGAGAAACCGACCCUUGACAGGUACGUGCUGUAAACCUCAGAUGAAUUUUUUUACGUGAGACUAACUUCUAAUUUAGAGGAGAGGGUCCAGCGAAGAAGCCUCGCACUCGAAAACCAAAAGUGGCUGGUGAGAAAACCACUACCACAAGUCGUACUAGUUCCGGCGGUAAAGCUUCUGGUACAUCAGGCGGCGUUGGUUCUCGUGGCGGAACCACAGCAGCACGUAAAUCUCGUAUCACAAAAGCUGAUCGUGCACGUAUGGAACAGGAGAAGAUGGAGCGAGAGCAGAUGGGUUCGAUGGGUUCUAUGGCUGGUAUGCCUGGAGGAUAUAACACCAUACAACUAGCACCAAGUUUAGGAGGAACACCCAUGAUUUUCAAUCAGUAAGUGUUAAGUAAUAGGAUGAUAUUUGGCUGGGAUUGAUCGAAAUCGUUUGGGUUUUUGUAGAGUUUUGAUUCUUGAAAUAUCAUCCUCUUUCAUGGGUCGAAAUGGUAAUCUUACCAGGCGUUCAGAAGGGAGGGUCGAAAUGCAUAUGGAGUUAUUGGCGGUUCAACGUUUGAGCAUAUAAUCCUGGUUGUACAUUAGACUACCUAUCUUUGCAUGACCGGAGAACAGUUACUUUUUGACUGUACAGUAUAUUGUAGCAUUCAAAUUCGAGAUAUUAUAAUACUACAUG